Mercenaria mercenaria is the source of this 2327-nucleotide messenger RNA. RefSeq lists its product as uncharacterized. The record is from RefSeq and is a predicted model, not a curated record. Lineage: Eukaryota; Metazoa; Mollusca; Bivalvia; Venerida; Veneridae. The coding region runs from base 498 to 2327 and encodes 609 amino acids. The transcript is spliced from 7 exons.
ACUAUUUUUUAUAUUAUAUGAUUUGACAUCCAGUCAUGGUCGACGCUUACCGUGGUACUUCAGGCUUUAAAUGAGAUAAAGGCAAUUUACUCAAGCCACAGUGGUUUUAUUUUUAUAUAAAAUCAAUAAGCCAUAUAUACGCAAAGUAUAUUUGAAUAGAUUAGUAUAAAAAUAGCUGAAGUUUGUGGCCACAACCAUUGGCAUGCUUGUAUCGAAGGAAAAAUAACGUUUUAUCUCUGCUGGAUAUAAAUCUUAAACUAAUUAAUUUGUAUAUAUUUUUAGAAAACAUAAAAAAAAUCGGAAUCAUUUUACACAUAAGAUUUAGAUACUAGUGGUUAAAUUAAAAUACAUUUGUACAAAUUGUGUUUAUACGAGGAAAGUUUUAACUGAUGUGAAUACAUAAAGACCUACGGAAUAAUCGCCAAUGGCCUGGGACUUUUGGAGGCACAAUCAAAGGGAACUGGCAACAACUGCAUACGUAUAGAUAAAGUUAAACAAUGGACCACAGGGCGCAGCUUGAGAACAAGAAAUACAGGAACUGGGUGAGAGCCGGACUUGGUAUUAAAUAUGUAAAAGACGGCUUGGAGCCAUUCUGUGAUCAUGUUGUUAACCAGCAGCAUGCUGACAUCUUACAUAAAGUUCAACAGAAACACAAUCUUUCGGCAGUAGCAUGUGGACUCUGCGAUGUACGCACACUCCAGCCGGACCAUGUUCAAAGCAAAAAUAGACAGUGUCCUCUCGGUCAAACACAUUGUAACUGUCUACACCCACGCGGGAAAACGUCUUGUCCCAACAACGUAUGUGGUGCCAUAUACGACGAAAUUAUUAGGCGACACGCAUCUACUCCUCCUGUCCCAUACUGGAGAAACACAGACGCUCAUCAGUGGUGUACUGAACCUUGGGCUGUUGCAAAAUGUUUCAUAAAUGCUCCAGGAUAUGAACACAAGCUAAGAGCAACUGAGAUUGACUGUUCCGGUUUGUUGCAUCUGUUGAUUAAUAACAUAGAGUUUCAUCACCAUAUCCAGAGUGGUAUAUCUGGAAAUGAUGCUUUCUCAAAGGUACUUCAACACAGAAACGCCAUAUUUCAUUGUAACAAUAUGGAACUAGAGGACACAGACAUUGCAAAUUAUAUAGAUGAUAUGAUAGAACUGCUGCAAGAUGAUAAAGAAAUUAAAGAUAGACAGGAAUCGAAAGAGGCGGUCAAGAAACUGCUUGAGCUAAAGCAGGAAAAGUUUGUAAUAACAACUACAGAUGAAAUGGAAGUCCGUCGAAUUGCAAUGGCUGCAAUCGAACAGAAAGAAAAGAAUCUUGAACAGAGAAUAGUUGACGCUGCGAAUGAAAUUGGAGCUAAAACUGAUGAAAGUGAAAAACAGAUAAAGGUGAUAGGUUCAGCUAUAAAAAAUGAACUUGCGCAGAAAAGGGUUGAAAUGAAAGAUGAUUUGAGAAAAACCGAAAUCGAUUCAAUAGGAAGACUCGAGAAGAGAGAGAAAGAAAUCAAGGAAGUGCUUAGGAUGAAAGAAACUGAAUUUGCAAAGAAGAUGGAUCAAAAAGAGAGAGAAAGCAAAGAGACUUUUAGAAUGACAGAAGUUGAUUUAAAACAGAAAUUGGUACAGAAAGAGUUGAAAAUCAAAAAGAAUUUGAGAGUAACAGAAGUUAACUCAAAAGAGGGACUUAAGCAUGAAGAGGUAGAAAUUAAAAAGAAUUUAAGAGUGGUAGAAUUGGAAUCAAAAGGGAGACUAGAACAAAAAGGGAAAGACAUAGAAAAGCAUUUAGAGCGUAAAAGAGAAGAUAUACUUUAUCAGUUGGAGAGAAAACAGUCAGCUCAGAUUCAGAUCGAGGCCAGGCGUAGUGACGACAUUAGUAAGGCAGCAGCAGACGAUUUAAUGAAGUCCAGUCCUCGUGACACCCCUCUUCAGUCUAAUUCUGAAAGAAUGAGAGCAGAAACGCAAAAAGCAGGAGAUGAGACGCCAGACUUAUUUCAAAGAAUAUAUGGAUGGUUUACAUACCCGAAACGAAAGAAAGAGCUGAAAGACGAUUUGGCUACCUUCUACAAAACAAGAUACAGUACAAUACCACUGUCACCGCUAGUCGAGGGACACGACACUCCCCUUGUAGAUUUUUACAUUUUGCCUGAAAUGAAUAUCAUUGAAAAGCAGGACAAAAAGCCAGCUGGGGAAGAGACUAAAACGCCAGUCAAAUCGUUGUCGGACGUAUUCCAGUCUGAAAACAGUUCUGAAAUAUAUUUAACCGCUGAUGCUGGAUUUGGAAAAUCUGCAUUUUCAAAAUAUCUGGCUGUCACAUGGUGCCAGGCUCAUCGUCCCGAAUGA